GAUUGUGCAAGGGGAGCUGCAGCACUUCCCUAAGCACUGAUGGAUUCUGCCACUUGUGCACUUUUCUUGGGAGUAGAAGGAAGUGAGCCCAGCCUGUCAGAUAUAAGCCCCGGCAGAACCCUCGUCAGACUGGUAAGUGAUGGACACCGUGAUGCUGCUUCUGCCCGUGUGGCCUGUGCUCAUGGCCGCAGGGACGCUCGCAGACAGGGGAGGGUGCAGAAUUGUCUGUGACCCCUCCUGCACCGAAGGCCAGCCUCUGAAGAAUGGUCUGGUGAUCCCACUUACCGGCCCAGCGGCCAGCCCAGAUGUUAAAGUUGGACCACCCGGAAAGGCUGGUCCUGCUGGCCCACCAGGGCCCCGUGGAGAGAAAGGGGAGCCUGGCUUGCCAGGUGAGCAGGAGAAGCCAUCUCAGCGCCGGGUCGCAUUUUACGCUGCCCUGAAUGAACACUUCUCAGGUUCUACGGUUCUUAAAUUUCAAGAUGUGAUCACAAACUGGGGCGAGAGCUAUGACCCAAACACUGGCAAGUUCAUCUGCAAGGCAGCUGGCACCUACUUUUUCACAUACCAUGUGCUGAAGAACAAUGCGGAGCAGAGCACCUGGGGGGACCUGAUGUUGAAUGGAAAGGUAUAUGCCAGUGGCAUUGCACAGGAUGGGAAUGCCAAGUUUGACACCGUGGCUAACAGUGCCAUCUUGCACUUGGCUGCAGGGGAUGAAGUCUACGUCCAGCUCGAUGGAGGAUCAGUGUUCAAGGACAGUAUCAAUCGGUACAGCACCUUCUCCGGCUUUCUGCUGUUUGUCGACUAGAAGGAAAGGCUGCUUGAAGGAGCACAAGAUGGCCAUGAACAAAAUCUGUAGCAGACUCCGACUACAUCUGUCUGUGUAAAUACCGGUUAGAAAAUCAAAGUGUCCACCCGUGUCUGUGUGUUAAAGGUUUGCAAUCUGGUUAGAGACAGCAGCAGGAACCUCCAGCUGGGCAAAAGGGAGGGCAGAGGGUUUAAUUGUACAGUCCAUUGAUACUGCGAGCCUGUGAUGGAGCCUCCUAUCUAAUUGCCCCUCAUUAUACCUGAAACUGGCUGUGCUACCCAUCUACGACGGGUCAAAACCUAAGUAAUCAACUAGGACCUCAGUGGUUAUGUUUGCAGUGCACCAUCUGUAGGAAUGUAUUUAUUUAUUGCAUGUAGUAAUACAAAGCAAGGCAUGUGUCA
This is a messenger RNA of Polypterus senegalus (gray bichir), 1206 nucleotides long. RefSeq names its product complement C1q-like protein 3. Lineage: Eukaryota; Metazoa; Chordata; Cladistia; Polypteriformes; Polypteridae. The transcript has 2 exons. Gene Ontology annotation, molecular function: protein binding. Bases 140 to 805 code for a protein of 221 amino acids. The record is from RefSeq and is a predicted model, not a curated record.